This is a messenger RNA of Dendrobium catenatum, 986 nucleotides long. RefSeq names its product B-box zinc finger protein 22. Gene Ontology annotation, biological process: regulation of DNA-templated transcription; photomorphogenesis. The record is from RefSeq and is a predicted model, not a curated record. The transcript has 3 exons. The coding region runs from base 258 to 797 and encodes 179 amino acids. Gene Ontology annotation, cellular component: nucleus. Lineage: Eukaryota; Viridiplantae; Streptophyta; Magnoliopsida; Asparagales; Orchidaceae. Gene Ontology annotation, molecular function: zinc ion binding.
AGCCCCGAGCAUCUUCUUCCCCUCAACUCCGCGCUGCUCUCUCUUUCUCUGUAGCAGAAAACCUCGCCGCGGGCCAGCCGUAUUUGAUUCCCAAAUUAAAGUUUAUGGCUUAGCGGUGGGUUUGCAUCUUUGCUUUCUGAAGCCGUUGAUCUUAUUCCGGUUAGCUGUCGUGGCGUCCGUAGAUUGCCGGAAUCUGAUUUUGCUGGAAGACCGGCAAAGAUUACACAGUUGUGAUUGAAGAUCGCAGUGGCGGAGAGAUGAAGAUACAGUGCGAUGCGUGCGAGAAGGCAGAGGCGGUUGUGCUCUGCUGCGCGGAUGAGGCGGCGCUCUGCUGGGAUUGCGACGAGAAGGUGCAUGCAGCCAACAAGCUAGCCGGAAAACACCAGAGAGUACCGCUCCUCCUCCCCAGCGCCGCCUCUGCUACCUCCAAAUUGCCCGGUUGUGAUAUCUGCCAGGAAAAAGCUGGUUAUUUUUUCUGCUUGGAGGAUCGAGCUUUGCUCUGCAGGCAUUGCGAUCUAACAAUACACUCAGCAAGCCCUUUUGUAUCCCACCAUCAGAGAUUCCUAAUCACUGGUGCGAGGGUUGCUCUUCAACACUAUCUCACAAACAACAGUAGCAGCAACAGAAGCAGUGCCGCAGUGAAUGAAUUUAGUAACAGCAGCGGAAGUAUUGGCAAUAGUAGUAAUCCUGCUGGCUCUCUGGCCUCAACAAGUCUGGCUGUGGAGAAGACUGAGGGCUUUAAGCCUAACUGGCCAUGGAAUGAGAUAUUUGAGGGUCCUGAUUUUGAUCAUUGCUAAGCGUUGAUGUGUUCUUCUCUUUUUUAUGUAACAGAUGGGAAUAUAUUAUAGGAUCUUGGUAUCAACAUCUCAUAUAGAAACUGUAUCAGAAUGGACUAUUUUAUGUAAAAUCUGUAAUGCUCUUGAAAAUAUGAAAUAAUUUGAUAAUAAGUAGAAGACGAUGAAGUCCAUGUCUUCUAUUUUCAUAAA